Messenger RNA from Folsomia candida, 1010 nucleotides. RefSeq lists its product as uncharacterized. Lineage: Eukaryota; Metazoa; Arthropoda; Collembola; Entomobryomorpha; Isotomidae. The transcript has 4 exons. The record is from RefSeq and is a predicted model, not a curated record. Bases 53 to 835 code for a protein of 260 amino acids.
AUCAGAUAACUUUUGCAUUUAUUAACAUCGAUUAAUACAGGAAGGAAUUGAAAUGGACUCAAAAUUUGGCUUUUUGGCCCUUUUGUUGGGUGUGGCACAGGGUGCGCCCUCGUUUCCCGUGGCCCUGACAGGAACGAAUUUUACGCUAGUCGGAACUUAUGCCGGAGUCGGGAGGAGUGGAGAAUAUGUUGAAUCGGACUAUAAUGUGACUUUUAAUUCGAAAGUCCCAAUUGACGCGGAGCGGGAUUGUGACGCCGUUUUUGCAGGACUUGGUGGAGGAAAGUUGGUAGAAUUUGGGGAAGUUGGGGAAAUGGAUGCCGUUAACAAAUGGUUGGACCAGUAUGGAGCAGGGCUACUGUACUGGACAGGCGGCGUCUACGAUGUGAAAGAUGGAUACUAUUGGAAAGACAGUAAUGAGGACAUGGCUGUGCCUGUUAUCCAGCACAUUAUGAUUACCACACCGCCAAGAAAGGUGGAUCAACUUGUAUUUUCGCAUGAUUCGGCGAGACGAUUUCACAUGGAGCUCAGACCAAAUUCCAACCCGGAGGCUUACAUUUGCGAAGUCAAGAGACCAGAGUCGGGUAGAAAAUCAUCAAAUCCCAGCCCAACCCCAGGUCCCAGCCCACCAACCCCAGAUCUUAGCCCAACCCCAGAUAACAGCCCAAGCCCGCCAACUCCAGAUAACAGCCCAAGCUCCCCAACCCCAGAUAACAGCCCAACCGAAGAUUAUUGGCCCAGCUCAACCCCAGAUCAUAGCCAAACCCCAGAUGACAGCCGAAGUCCGAUCCCUCAAGCCAUGAGCCUAACCGGUGGUAGACGCCGAAUGCAUGGGUGAUUUUACAUUGAUUGCCAAUGUAAUAGUCUUACAUAGGCAAUCUUACAUAGGCAGAAAACAUGUCAACGCUUCAUUACCAAAAUUCCGAACCAAUAACAAAAUGAAGACAUCAUUAGAACAUAUUUCUAAAACGUGUUGUUUAAUAAACAAAUAUUAUGGUGCACAGCUAGAAAAA